Messenger RNA from Nematolebias whitei (Rio pearlfish), 1104 nucleotides. RefSeq names its product stomatin-like protein 1. Gene Ontology annotation, cellular component: plasma membrane. The transcript is spliced from 6 exons. The record is from RefSeq and is a predicted model, not a curated record. Lineage: Eukaryota; Metazoa; Chordata; Actinopteri; Cyprinodontiformes; Rivulidae. Bases 196 to 1104 code for a protein of 302 amino acids. Gene Ontology annotation, molecular function: heme binding; monooxygenase activity; iron ion binding.
GGAAGUUAGGUGGCGAAGAAGACCAUCUUUAUUAUGCUAGUUUGAUGCUACAGAAAGUUGUUAGCUUGUUUUUUUAUUUUCUCGGUUUAAUUUUUUUAUUUCUAUAGUGGUUUAACUCGUCGUCAGAGGAGACUGGAGAAUGAUGAAGAUCCCGUUGUUUCUUUAAGUGAUAAAUAAUUGUCAUUUUGAGGGGCGAUGUUCAGCAGGUCGUCGUACGAGCUGCUCCCUCAGAGGGACUCCAGCUCCCAGAGGACUCCUGGUUUGUUUGUGAACUCUCACAAAGGACUUUCAUUUGACUACAUCCCAAAUGUUUCUGCAAACGAUUUCACUGAUACCACCCAAGGAUGGCUGUCUUGGAUUUGCAACCUGGUCGUCAUCUUCCUUGUUUACAUCUGCACCUUCAUUAUGUUGCCAAUAACAGGAUGGUUUGUACUUAAGACGGUGCCGAACUACCAGAGGAUCGUGGUGUUCCGACUGGGUCGAGUUUGCCCUCCCAAGGGUCCAGGUGUGGUUCUUGUGCUGCCCCUCAUUGAUCAGUGGCAGAAGGUGGACCUACGCACUCGUGCUUUCAACAUCCCUCCUUCACAGGUGACUACUCGGGAUGGUGGGGUGUUGUUGGUGGGAGCUGACAUCCAGUUCAGGAUCUGGAACCCAGUCAUGUCAGUGGUGUUAGUCCAGGACCUGAAUGCUUCCACCAGGAUGACGGCACAAAACGCUUUGACCCACAGCCUAUCCAAGAAGACCAUCAGGGAGAUCCAAACUGAGCGAGUGAAACUGGGAGAAUAUCUUGGGACCUUGGUCCAGUUAGGUCUGUAUGCGAUGGGCAGAGACUCCAAGGUGUUUUUUCAGCCCAAGCAGUACCAGCCGUCCCGCUGGCUGAGGACAGGGACUCAGUACUUCAAGAGCCUGGGCUUCGGUUUCGGACCCCGACAGUGUUUAGGACGCAGAAUAGCCGAGGCGGAGAUGCAAAUCUUCCUGAUCCAUAUGCUUGAGAAUUUUCGAGUUGAGAAGCAUCACAACGUGGAAGCGAGGAGCACCUUCGAGCUCAUCCUCUUACCAGACAAACCUAUACUAUUGACUCUGAAACCUCUGCAAGCUAACUGA